AUGGGGCUGCUAGGCACAGGUGGUGCUGCUGGUCAUAGGUGGGGCUGCUGGUCACAGGUGGGGCUGCUGGUCAUAGGUGGGGCUGCUGGUCACAGGUGGGGCUGCUGGUCACAGGUGGGGCUGCUGGUCACAGGUGGGGCUGCUGGUCACAGGUGGGGCUGCUGGUCACAGCGUUCCGCCGCCAAUCCCUUCCCCUCCUCCCUCUCCCCCCCACAGCGUUCCGCCGCCAAUCCCUUCCCCUCCUCCCUCUCCCCCCCACAGCGACCGCCGCUGCACACGCGAACAGUCGCGACGGGGGGGGGGGGAGGGGGUGACGGGCAGGGGGCCGGGGGAAUACGACGGGCGGAGCAAGGCGACGGGAGGGAAGAAAACGGGACGGGGGGGGGGGGAAGGGCCGCGACGACCGCCACGGACGCCGUCCCCUUCAUUCCCGAUGCCGCCCCCCCGCCCUUCCCCACUCUCGCGCAAACUCGGCAGCAGGCAUAG
This is a messenger RNA of Closterium sp. Naga37s-1, 486 nucleotides long. NCBI's taxonomy places the organism in Eukaryota, Viridiplantae, Streptophyta, Zygnematophyceae, Desmidiales, Closteriaceae. The record is from the annotation of a GenBank genome assembly.